Triticum dicoccoides is the source of this 2871-nucleotide messenger RNA. Its product is annotated as putative receptor protein kinase ZmPK1. Gene Ontology annotation, biological process: recognition of pollen; protein phosphorylation. Gene Ontology annotation, molecular function: protein serine/threonine kinase activity; ATP binding. The record is from RefSeq and is a predicted model, not a curated record. Lineage: Eukaryota; Viridiplantae; Streptophyta; Magnoliopsida; Poales; Poaceae. The transcript has a single exon. Bases 197 to 2632 code for a protein of 811 amino acids.
AGCUUGAGGAUGAAGACUUCACAACUAAAACUAUUCAUGGAACUGACCAGAACCUAACACUUCCGUCUUCAUCAUUAAACUACAGCAGUAAACCGCUUCCUCUGGAGGGCGCACUGCCGGUGGAUUCCUAUAACAGCAUUCACCUGUGAUCAUUCCAAGGAAAGAUCAACCUGAGUGCCUCCAGCCUGCAACCAACAUGGGCGCACGCUCCACCUCCCUGCUUCUACUGACUUCGAUGAUCCAUCUGCUCUCGCGCGCCUCGGCCCGCGAGUUCCUCUCGCCAGGCUCCUCGCUCUCCACCGAGGACGGCUCCGGCAUGCUCCAUUCGCCAAACGGCGCCUUCACCUGCGGCUUCCACAACAUCUCCCCAAACGCCUCCGUCUUCUCCGUCUGGUUCGCCGGCACGGCCGAGAAGACCGUCGUCUGGAGCGCAAACCAUCUCCGCCCCGUCUACUCCCGGGGAUCCCGGGCCGUGUUGCACGCUGACGGCAGCAUGGUUGUGGAAGACUACGACGGCGAGCCCGCGUGGGCAAACAACGUCAGCUCCUCAUCAAAGGCCGAGCAAGCCCGGCUGCUGGACACGGGCAACCUCGUCGUCAGCGGCCAAGGUGAUGUCAUUCUGUGGCAAAGCUUCGAUUCUCCUACUGAUACGCUGCUGCCCAAUCAGAGCAUCACUGCGGCUACGAAGUUGGUGUCCGCUCAUAGGUUACUUGCUCCUGGGCGCUACAGUUUCCAUUUCGACGACGCGCAUUUGCUCUCGCUGUUUGAUGAUGAGCAGGACAUCUCUUUUAUCUACUGGCCAAAGCCUGAUCUUGCUACCUGGGCAAGGCAAAGAAACCCAUUUAGUACCACCACCGUUGGGGUCCUUGAUAGCUGGGGGUAUUUCCUUGGGAGUGAUGAUUUGACUUUCAAGUCUGCUGACUGGGGUCCUGGGGUUAUGAGGAGGCUAACAUUGGAUUAUGAUGGCAACCUCAGAUUAUACAGUCUAGAAAACCGGAAAUGGUCGGUCACAUGGAUAGCAUUUCAGACCUGCUUCGUACACGGUCAGUGUGGUAUGAAUGGAAUAUGUGUGUAUACACCUAGGCCUGCUUGCGCAUGCGCCCCUGGACACGAGGUCAUCGACCCAAGUGACCGGAGCAAAGGCUGCCGGCCGAGGUUCAACCUCAGUUGUGAUGGGCAGGAGAUGAAAUUUGUGAAGCUACCCUCCACUGACUUCAUAGCUUAUGAUCAAAGUAAGCGCAGCUUAGUUUCCUUUGAUACUUGCAAGCAGAUAUGCAUGGAUGACUGCAGUUGCAAAGGUUUCUCAUACUGGCAAGGAGGUGGAUCCUGCUACCCAAAGUCAUCCCUUGUUGGCGGGGUAACCAGCCCAGGCUUACCUGGUUCUAUCUAUCUCAAGCUUCCAAAGACAGUACAGGUCUCAGGGUCCUCAAUUCCUCAAUCGCAGCCUUUUGGUCCCACAUAUGCUCCGAACUGUAGUGCAAAGAACAAAUAUUUCACUGCAGAUUUUCCGGAUAUACCCAAGAGCAAUCAGAGUGGAUCAAAGUAUUUGUACUUCUAUGGGUUCUUAUCAGCAAUAUUCUGUGUGGAGGUAAUAUUUGUGGCAUUAGGAUGCUGGUUUAUGGUGAGAUUGGAGGGCAAGCAGUUAACAGGAGUAUGGCCAGCUGAGGUUGGCUAUGAGAUGAUAACCAACCACUUCCGGAGAUAUACUUACAAGGAGUUGCAGAGAGCAACUCGGAAGUUCAAGUGUCAGAUUGGGAGGGGCGCAUCUGGUCUUGUGUACAAGGGGAUCUUGAAAGACAAGAGGGCAGUAGCAGUGAAAAGGUUGGCAGACAUAAACCAAGGCGAAGAAGAGUUCCAACAUGAACUGAGUGUGAUUGGAAAGAUCUACCAUAUGAAUCUGGUGAGGGUUUGGGGAUUCUGUUCUGAUGGUCCACACAGGAUAUUGGUUUUAGAGUACGUUGAAAAUGGUUCUUUGGACAAAACGCUGUUUAGUGGAAAGGCCUCACAGAUAUUACUUGGAUGGAAUGAAAGAUUUAAGAUUGCUCUAGGGGUGGCAAAAGGAUUGGCUUAUCUUCAUCAUGAGUGCCUGGAAUGGGUUAUCCACUGCGACCUCAAGCCUGAGAACAUACUGUUGGAUGGGAACUUGGAGCCAAAGAUCACCGACUUUGGCCUCGCAAAACUUCUGAAUAGGGGUGGAUCCAACAAAAGUGUAUCGCGGAUCCAUGGAACUAGAGGUUAUAUAGCUCCUGAGUGGGUUUCUAGCCUCCCAAUAACAGCAAAGGUUGAUGUCUACAGCUUUGGAGUGGUUCUCCUAGAACUACUGAAGGGGGCUCGUGUUUCAGACUGGGCGCCAAAUGCUGAUGAAGAAGUGGAAAUGGUCCUUCGAAGGGUCGUUAGGAUGCUUGCAGAAAAUCUGAUGCUGGAGGGUAGCAAACAGUUAUGGAUCGAUGACUUCAUUGACUCCAGGUUAAACCGCCAGUUCAAUGACCUGCAAGCAAGAACAAUGAUCAAGCUGGCUGUUUCAUGCGUAGAGGAAGACAGUAGAAAAAGACCCACAAUGGAAAAUGCUGUGCAGAUGCUCCUUUCAGUUGAUGAAGCCAGUGGCAUAACGCAGCAGUAUUCUACCAACUGAACAAAGAGCUUGGUGUUUGAUAUAGCAUACACCAUCGAUUAUUAUCACUGGAUCCAAAACAAGAUAUCUAUGAAAUGUGUCCAUGUAAAUCAGGAACUGCAUGAGCCACUUGUAUGCCAAUUUUCAGUUUUGACCACACUAUACAAGAUUAUGUAGUCUCAUAAUACUAAUAUUUGUGGGAUCGUUAUGCUAGUUUGUGUUGUAACAGAUUAAGAUUUCGUGUGACCAUGUGGUUUACC